CUUCCACUCCGCACCGAUCGACCGACCGUGAGUGACCCUUUUACGAUAUUGUAUAUGCACGGUGGUGCCUGGUGUCGCUCGUCAUCGUCGUUGCGCCUUUGCCGUGUGGUCCGCUGUGACCGAGCCAAAUAUCAGACGGGCUGUUUAGUCUAUCGUUUACCUCUCGACUUGACGCGCGACCUCCGGACGACAGUGAGCGAGAUACCAAGGAAGGGCGACUCACCACCAAAAUACAAUAUUCUUCUGAGUGUAAGGCAUUGCUGGUUAUUGAUGUUUGAGCAUUGUGUGACAAGAAGGAAAAUAGUGAGUCUAUUGUUAACUGGGGAUAAGUGUUGAGUUUUGAGAAGAUAAGCAUUCAGAAAAGCAGAAGACUAGUGCCAGGAUCAGAAGGAAUACAGAAAACCGAAGAACGAAGCAGAAAACUAGCAAAACAGAGGUUGUGCAGAGUUGAUGAAAGAAGAUCGAAGAAUCGAAACAGUGAAUAAAAAAAAUACUACAGCUGUCAGAAUCGGUCGUUCGAGACAACAGUUGUCCUAACGCGCUGCAGCCUACGAUCCCGGUGUUUUGAAACGGUGCAAUCCCAAUCGUGUGAGAGGAGAAUACGGCGAAAGAAAAGCACAAAACAAACGUGAAAUAAUAGGAAACACCAAAACCACGGGGAAGGAUAUCCGUAAAUUUGUGUUGAUGAAGCAUUGACAAAGGGAAAAUAUAGUCCUGCGUUGAAAUUGUGUUGUGUGUCGUUCUGCGGGGUCAAAAAUUGAUAGAAUUAGAGGAAGCGAUGGUGAUUAUUAGGGGAUGAUUAAGUGCGUCAGUUGAAGCCUUUGCCAGAGUUACCGAAGCAUCUGAUCCAGCUGUCUUCAGUGUAAAUAGUUGUGCGAAGGAUUAAAAGUGAACCGUACAAAUAGGCUGACGAACCGCGGUCCCAAGGAAUCACCAUCAACGCCAAAGCGGAGAAGAGUAAGAAAACAAAUCAAAAAUUCUCCGUACCAUUAUCAGUGUUGUUUGACAAAUUGAGUGUGAGCCUAAUAAUUAUCGGCGUGAAGCACACGGAACCGACGAUUCGGUCGAAACACGCAAACCGAAAAUCAAACCCCAAGAAGCGAAGAAGAAACAACAGUAGCGAAAACAGGCGCGAAGAGUUCGAAGAAAGGGGUGGGAAAAAGAAAACAAAGUGUCAACUAAUAACAUAUUAGAAGGAAAAGAAAUAAAAAAUAGAUACAACCCAGGUGCACAAAAAAGAUAAGCGGAAAGCCAAGUGUACGGCGUCCGUUCAAGUGAAGCAAAAAAGAGGUAAAUAACAGGAAAAAAUCGCAAUCAACGAAGCGGCAGGCAGAGUCGUGAAAGGUGAGUGUGUGAUGUGCAAAAAUAAUAACAACAGCUCAUGAGCGGUGCUGCAGAAGUGGCUAGUAGCUGAAAUAGAUACACACCCGUCAAAAGGGAAGAAAACCAAGAAGAUCGCUCGAUCUCUCCGGAGCUUUUUUUCCCUACCUGCAAAACACAGUUCCAAAAAUACCAAAGGAAGAAAGUAAGCAUUUCGCCCAAAUCGAAAUUGAAGAAAGUGAUCGCAGAAGAAAAUUAAUCAGCCGAAGAGAGCGGUGCCAGAAAAAAAAAGUGUCCCAUCCCAUGUGCGCGAUCUAGUUAGCCGCGGCGGGAGCGACCGCUGUUCCAGCUGUUGACAACAUCAACAAGACGCUGAUCAGAGUGCGUGCGUGCAGUGUGUGACGGUGGUGCUGCAGCAGAGCACCAGAUCAGACAGAUUAGAAGAAGAGCGCGGGAAAAGUCACUCGACUAGGGGUCAAGAGACUGACUGACUGGCUGAAGAGGAAAAACUGUCAUCUUCUGGGAUUAGCACAAUUCGACGAACAUCGCUGUGCGCGGUCGUUUGAAUGGAUUAUCAUCGAAGCAGGCACUGACUUUUUGAACAGCUAUGUUCCGGAAAUGAGUGCCCAGGGGGGCUCCCUCUAGGGGCUCCAUCAUUGGGUGGUCGCUAGCCAAGGCGGAUCGUCCUUCCUUCUGAACUGCGACAGGGACAACCGUCAUCAAUCCAUUAGUUGAAACAGAUCGGCUUAAAAACAUCAAUGUGUCAAACAGAGGAAUAGUUACGAAGUUCAAAAGUAUUACGGUCAUCCACUGAGAGUCAGCUUCUAUUCUGGGGAAACGGAAGGUUGAGCAGGUUUCUUCUGAGCGCGAUAUGGUCGCAGCAGCCGGAGGACAACAAGGCGGGAUGGAUGUUGGAUACAAUCCUCAGCAGAUGAACAACAUGGCGAUGCAUUCGCAGGCGUCAUGGAAUCAAAUGAACGGAAUGAACCAGAUGGGUGGCAUGAAUCAGAUGGGUGGCGGUGGUGGUGGAGGCAUGAACCAGAUGAGUGCCGGAAUGAACCCCAUGAGUCAGAUGGGAGGUGGUGGUGGUGUUAGUUCUGGAGGGGUGGGAGGAGGAGUUGGAGGUGGUGGCGGCAACAUGGGUGGUAUGAGUGGAAUGCAGAUGAACCAAAUGGGAUCGAUGAACGGCAUGGGAAGCUACGGUAGGCAUCAUCAGCAGAUGAACCCGAUGGCACAAAUGAUGAACAUGGGCAUGGGGAUGGGUGGCCAGAUGGGCCCCGGAUCGGGCAUGAACGGCAUGAGUCAGAUGAACAGCAUGAAUCCCCUCAAUCAAAUGAACCAGAUGUCACCGAUGUCUAAAAUGCAAGGAAUGGCCAACGGAUACCCUGCCCACCCGAGGAGGAUGGCUCCUUACCCAAAUCCACAAAUGCAGAUGGCCGCGAAACGGUCUAUGUACGGCAUGGGUCAGCAAGGAAUGCCCGGAGCUGGUUCUCAAUUUCCACCUCAUCAACCUACAGGAGUUCCUCUACCAAUGCAAGCCAACACCGGCUACGGAAGGCAUGGCCCUAUGCCAAUGAACUAUCGGGGUCCUCAGAUGAUGCAACAGCGUCAGAAUACUCCUCCUUAUAGCGCGGGCAGCGCACACAGUCAACAGUAUUACAAUACGGGCUACCAAAACAUGCAAGGCUACCAGCCUGACGUUCGAAUGAACUACCAGCAUAGUCCUGUGCCCGGCAAUCCUACGCCUCCACUCACACCCGCCUCUUCCAUGACACCGUACAUUAGUCCAAACCCGGACAUUAAGCCAAACCUACCACACAAAGAUGAAGAACUCCGACUAACGUUCCCGGUGCGGGACGGAAUCCUACUACCACCGUUCCGCUUGGAACAUAACCUCGCAGUUAGCAAUCACGUAUUCCAGCUGAAAUCAACCGUGUACAACACGCUCAUGUGCCGGCCGGAUCUCGAACUACAGUUGAAAUGUUUCCACCACGAGGACCGGCAGAUGAACACCAACUGGCCGGCCAGUGUUCAAGUGUCGGCGAACUCGACGCCGCUGGAGAUCGACCGGGGUGACAACAAGAACACCCAUCGGCCACUUUACCUGAAGCAAGUCUGCCAACCUGGUCGGAAUACAAUCCAGAUCACGGUUAGCACCUGCUGUUGUUCCCAUCUCUUCGUUCUGCAGCUGGUACACCGGCCGUCGGUUAACCACGUGCUUCACACACUGCUGAAGCGCAAUCUCCUAUCGGCCGAGCAGGCGGUGGCCAAAAUCAAGCGGAACUUCUCCGUAGGGCACACAACGAAUCCCAACCAUCCGCUCGGUGCAAACGGACUCGGACCCGACAAGGACUCCCUUGAACCCGCGACCUCCUCAAAAGUCUCCCUCAAGUGUACCAUAACGACGAAACGAAUAGCACUUCCAGCGCGUGGCCGUGACUGUAAGCACAUCCAGUGUUUCGACCUAGAAGCGUACCUAGCGCUCAACUGCGAACGUGGCAACUGGCGAUGUCCUGUGUGCAAUAAACCCGCACUUACCGAGAGUCUCGAGAUCGAUCAGUACAUGUGGGCCAUCCUCAACACCCUGAACUCUUCCAACACCCCCAACGGAAUGGACACGGAAGAGGUAGUCAUCGAUUCGCAGGCGAAUUGGAGGGCGAUAAAACCAGCGGGAGUGGGAGGCGGCAGCGGCAGUGGCAACAACGGAGGUGGUCCAAAUACAGUCCCACCCGGCGGUUCGACACCGGGAGCCGAAGGACGGGGCAGUUCUACGCCUGGACUGCUCGGAAUCAAACCGGAUCCGGACGGCGACGGCAAACAGUUCAGUAAGGUUAUGUCGCCCGGAUCCACCUCGCUACCCACGUGGGACAACAUGAACGCCAUGAGUCCAUACAUGAGCCCCGACAUGAGCUCCAUUGCGAGUGGCAGCAUGAUGGGAUCAAAUUACAAUCAGCGAACGCAGUUCGACAACUUUGGCAAUCCAAUCAAACAGGAACCGAACGCAAAUGUGCAGGGCGGUACCAACAGUAACGGGCCUGGCACGCCAGGCGACUUCGGUACCAACCCUCUCGCACAUCUGAGCGAUUCCGUUAACUCGCUAGAUCCUCUCAAUGCGAUGGAGAAGUCGUUGAACGAUCAGAUGCCUCACACCCCUCACACCCCGCACACCCCCGGUGGAGGCAACUCGCACCCAAUGACACCCGGUGGACCGCCGAGCGUUCCCCCAGCCAACGAAAACAACUCCAGUCAAUCCGGCAACGGGCAAAACAGUAGCAGUAGUAGUGGCGGCAACAACGGUGGCAGCAGUUCCAACAACCCCGGCGGAAACAACUCCGGAAUUUCCCCGAACAGCGGUAACCAAAACAACGGCGGUGGCCAUAGUAACAACCCCGUGGCGAACAGCCUAAUGCACUCGCCUCAGCACCAACAGCAGCAGCAGGCCAUGGGAAUGGGCAACAACCCGGCGGCGAACAUUAUGAACUCACCGCAGAGCCUAAUGAACUCGCCCCAAAACAUGAUGAACUCACCGCAAAAUAUGAUGAAUUCGCCGCAGAGUAUGAUGAACUCAUCGGCGGCGAACAACCUGCAGCAGAAUCUGAUGAACACGAUGAACUCGAUGAUGCAGAGCCAGCAGUGCAACAACAGCCAAGCUGGUGGCCUGGUCGGACUGACGGACGUGGAUCUGCCGGCAGAUCUCAACUUUGAUCCGGCGGCCGUCAUCGAGGGCGAAGGUGGCAACGAUUUGAAUCUUCUUCCGGACAACGUGGUGGACCCGAUGGAACUGCUUUCCUACCUGGACCCACCGCCGGAUCUCAACACACCGCCCUCCAGCGGAUCUAGCAACAAUGCCAACAGUGACGAUAUUCUGGCAGCACUGUUCGACUAGGGCUACCGCCGCCCAAAGGCGUUGCCAGCAGUCCGGCGACUCUGAUGAUAAAACACAACUGCAAGCUGAAAUGUGAUGGGUUUUUGUUAUAGUUUUGUUCUUUCGACUUACCGCGGCGCACGCGGUCUUUGGCCGAUUUGUAGGCGAGAAUGGCAACUGUUUCAACCCUACUGCUUGACGAAAGGGAUUACUAUUUAAGCAAAAUGUAUGAAAUGUGAUUUCGAACGUGGCGCUAACCUAAGUUAAAGAAAGAAAGAAAAAAAGUUUACACAGACACGCAAAGCCAGAAAUGAUUGAUUGUAAGUAAAGGAAUAAGUGGACCUGGAAAGUGAUAUAGUCAAAAACGGUUUUUGGACCUCCCUUCCUCAUACGUGUAGCAGCACCCCCUAACCCCACCCCUGACCAGCUUCACCUCUUUUUCGAGACGGAAAAGUAUCGCAUGCUUAUGACACAUAAGUUUUUAAAUUGAAUAUUUAUUUUCCAUGAAAUAGUGUUUAGUCUUUUUGUAAAAAGGAAAUUAUUUAUUUUGUACAAAAUCGAAAUGCGAAAAACGUGACCGAUAAUGGAAGAUAUGUUUUUAGAAUAUUAUUUCACCUAAGUUUUCCGGGGGCAAUGGAUCGACUCUGUUUUAUAGAGAUAAAAAUGAUCUUAAAUAAAAUGAUUUAACGGCGGAAACAUAAGAGAAUUAUUUAAGAGAAAUGUUAAACUUAAAAAUAUUAAAUUUUAAUCAAAAAUGUACAAAAGAAUUAAGGAACUAUUAUAUAUAAAUUUAAUAUAUUAAAGCAAAACAUUACUAACUAAAUUUAAACUAAGUCACCAACAGACAAACGCACAUAUACAUACACACACAUACUUACAAAAACGUAUGCAUUGAAAGAAAACCAGCUGACAUUUAAUUGAUAAUAAAGAAAAUGUUACUACUACUCACACAGACACAAAACACAUAGCAGAACACACCACACUCACACAAACAAGACAAAAAAAAACAAUGGAAAUGGUUAUAAUUUUCGCUCUCUUGAAUGUUUGUAGCGUAAUAAAAAUUAAUCGAUCUGUAUUUCGAACAAAACCUAAUACAAUCUGGACGAAUAUUGACGUAAAAUUGAGAUAAACAUCAGCAACUAAAAGUAAACAAAGAAUCACAAACAAAGACCUAUUAAUUGACUAAAAAGAAAGUAAUAGAAAAUAAACGGCUUCAACGUAGUGACCUUUGAUUUUAUUGUAAAGUUAAAAACAAAAAAACAAAACAAACAACAUGAAGAAAACGUAUAAGCAAAGAAUCGAUCAAUCAAGAUGGCGCCAACGCGAGGCCAGUAUUUUUAUACCUUUCAUCGAAGCAACCCAUGAUCAGCAUACAUAGCGAAUUUGUUCCUUUUUUCCAUUCGAGCCCCAUCAUGAUCACAUCGAAUUCGGUUUUCUUUCUUCUUUCGCAUCGAAGAUACCAACAACGAUCGUCAAUCUUCGUGUUCGUUUCAAAAUGGCUACCAUCAUGUCACCCAUGGAGAAAGUAAAAUAUUUUCAAACCUUGAAACGGGGAGCAUUCAAUUGGUUCCUCUCUCGCAGCAAGAAAGUUCCAAGCCUCUUAAGCAGAUAAUAACUUAUUUUCUCGUUAAUUUAAUUUAGCUUGAAGUACUAAACAAAACAAUCCUGCACAGCCACAAUCAAACCAAUCAUUUUCCAUCAAUCCCCUGUAUUUCACGAUCACUCAACAAACGGAACCCAACUUUUUUUAGAACGUUAUAGUCAUUUAAAGUUAAGUCUUAAAAUUGCGGGGAAACAGCUAAAGUCAACCAAUUGAACAGAUAUAUUUUACAAUAAACUACCGAUUAGAGAAUACACAAAAAAAAACAUUACAAGACAUUUGAUGCUAAAGGUUUGGAAUACUCCGGUGGGAUCACUUGAGAAUCAAAAUUCAAACAAAAUUAAUUAAUAACAACAUGAUCUAGCGAAAUGAUUGAAAACAGAGAACGAGCGCAGUCACUAUUUUACUCACGAGCAAAUUUUAAACCUCCUCGUUCACAAUUUUAACCAACAAAAAAAAACACACACAAGAACAGAUCGAAGCAACCACGUUCCGCCACUUUAGAAAUGUUACCUUGGAAACAACAAUCGGUUAUCGUAUUACCACACCUUCUUCACCACUCGCAGGUUCUCUUAUUUGAACACUCUUACAGAAAAAAAAACGCCCCCAUAGGAAAACACAAGAAAGAUCACUAAAAUCAGCAAAGGUUCUAUAACAAA
Molecule: messenger RNA, 7444 nt
Organism: Aedes albopictus (Asian tiger mosquito)
Lineage: Eukaryota; Metazoa; Arthropoda; Insecta; Diptera; Culicidae
Gene: tna
Product: zinc finger MIZ domain-containing protein 2
Exons: 11
Coding region: 2192-5206 (1004 amino acids)
Biological process (GO): regulation of transcription by RNA polymerase II; protein sumoylation
Cellular component (GO): chromatin
Molecular function (GO): zinc ion binding; SUMO ligase activity
Source: RefSeq, a predicted model, not a curated record